Messenger RNA from Myripristis murdjan (pinecone soldierfish), 5831 nucleotides. It is a transcript of the gene pbx4, whose product is annotated as pre-B-cell leukemia transcription factor 4. Gene Ontology annotation, cellular component: nucleus. Gene Ontology annotation, molecular function: DNA binding; DNA-binding transcription factor activity, RNA polymerase II-specific. Gene Ontology annotation, biological process: regulation of DNA-templated transcription. The record is from RefSeq and is a predicted model, not a curated record. Lineage: Eukaryota; Metazoa; Chordata; Actinopteri; Holocentriformes; Holocentridae. Bases 673 to 2055 code for a protein of 460 amino acids. The transcript has 10 exons.
UCGCGCUCUCUGGUGUUCAAUGGGGAACGCACACCGCUCGCGCAGCCCAGAACACCCUACUCACAAACACACACUCUCUCACACACACUCACACACAUACACACACAUACACACACGCUCCCCUCGCGACAACAACAAUGGCAAACCCUGGUGUGUUUUGAUAGGCUAUCUGUGACUGGAACUGGACAGUCCGCCUGCUAUCUCGAUAUCUCCGCGGUUAGUGUUAGUGGAACGGGCGUGUUUUAAUUUUUAUGCAAAAGUGUUAGCGCCGAUUAUUAUUUUUCUUUUUUUUUUAACCUUUCUUCGAAAAUGUGCGAGGCGCUGUCCGUGAGCUCACACAGUCUGUGUAUGUGUGGCUAGCUGAGCUCGUCACUGCUGCUUUUCUGCGGGGCUAACGCACAGCUACUAGCUGCCUUUCACUCGGUAGUUAGCUAACAUUAGCCUAACCGCCGUCGUCCACUUGUGAAUAAGUAAAAACACGGGCGGAUGUAGAGUGCGUCUUCUACCAUCGGUUUUUCACAAUAGCUGCUAAGUACUCGCUAAUCUUAGCCAUCGGAUAAAUCGAGAAGUGUUGUAUGAUUUGUCGUAGAAAACACUUUGCUGGCUAGCUAACUGGCUAGCUAUUUGUGUGUAUUCUUCGACUGAGGAAAACGGCGAGUUUUCUUUGAAAGUAUGGAUGACCAGACCAGGAUGCUGACGGGUCUCGGCGGACUCGGUGGACUAUCACAAGCCGAUGUGGGCGACCCAGACUCGGUUAGGAAACAGCAGUCGCUCGGUCAGCCUCAACAAGACAUAGGGGAUAUCCUACAGCAAAUAAUGGCCAUCACCGAUGAAAGCCUGGACGAAGCACAGGCCAGAUGCUGGCCAGAGGAGUCGCCGGCGCAUUGGGGUGGAUCAGACGACCCCACAGAGGGAGGGGGAGCAGGGGGGGGCACGGCAGGGGGUGGCCUGCCAGUCAACUUCCAGCACAGGAAGCAUGCCCUAAACUGUCACAGAAUGAAGCCAGCCCUCUUCAGCGUUCUCUGUGAGAUCAAAGAGAAGACGGUGCUGAGUAUCCGAGGUGUUCAGGAGGAGGACCCCCCAGACCCUCAGAUCAUGCGAUUAGACAACAUGCUGCUAGCAGAGGGUGUGUCAGGACCAGAGAAGGGCGGGGGAUCGGCUGCAGCGGCUGCUGCUGCCGCAGCAGCAGGGGGCUCACCCAAUGAUGGCAGCAUCGAACACUCAGACUACAGAGCCAAGCUCGCCCAGAUCCGCCAGAUAUAUCACUCUGAGCUGGAGAAAUAUGAGCAGGCAUGCAGUGAGUUCACCAACCAUGUAAUGAACUUGCUGAGAGAGCAGUCGCGCACACGGCCCAUCUCGCCCAAGGAGAUCGAGCGCAUGGUGGCCAUCAUCCACCGCAAGUUCAGCUCCAUCCAGAUGCAGCUUAAACAGAGCACCUGUGAGGCCGUCAUGAUCCUGCGCUCUCGCUUCCUUGACGCCAGACGUAAGAGGCGUAACUUCAACAAGCAAGCGACAGAGGUGCUGAACGAGUAUUUCUACUCCCACUUGUCUAAUCCUUACCCCAGUGAGGAGGCAAAGGAGGAGCUGGCCAAAAAGUGUGGGAUCACUGUGUCUCAGGUUUCUAAUUGGUUUGGGAACAAGAGAAUACGCUACAAGAAGAACAUUGGUAAGUUCCAGGAGGAAGCGAACCUCUACGCAGUUAAAACAGCGGUGGAUGCUGCCAAUGUGUCGGCGCAGGCUAGCCAGGCUAACUCUCCGGCGACUCCCAACUCAGGGUCAUCGGGGUCGUAUAGUUUGUCUCACACUGGCGACACCUACCUUGGCCUGCGUUCACUCAACGGGGAGGGUCUCAGCAUCACCCCCUCUCUUCAGCCGCAGGUGGAUACCCUGCACCGUGCUACACACCUGACGGGCGGCUAUGAGGAGUUGUCAGGUGGCCUCUACACCCCUCACCGCCUGGAUGCUAACAACAGCUGGCAGGACACCACCAAUCCCCCCUCGGUCACCUCUCCUCCUGGUCCUCCUGGCAGCGUCCACUCUGACACCUCCAACUGAGACUGCGUCUCUUCCACCACUUCACCUCCUCCCUGCCAUCAUUUACAUUCCUGCAGUGGUCUGCUCUGACCAAAACCCUCUACCCCUAUUUUUUCAAUGCCCCUUGUCUCUCCACUAUGGCAGCCAUGCAAGGCUGUAGACACUUUUCAUAAACACACACCGUGCUGGACCACAGGACAGGACAGCAGAACAGUAGCGAGGAGGGAUUUUCCCUCCAACCCACAACUCCAUUUAAAUGCUGGAAGCUCCGUAACUCAGAAUGGAAGAGGGAUGGAGCUGACUGAUGUCGGGACAGAUUAAAAAAAAAACAAAAAAAACAAAACCAUCUUCACCAUUAAGGACUUUUUAAAACCACUGACCCAGUGUGUAGAAGAUCAUGAUGUCUGUACAUUAUCUGUGUAUAUGCACGUCUUAACUUCACACAGUGUUCACACAGCCUGUCCAUGUGCUAUUGACCUCUGCACUCGACCCUUUGCUCUGGAAAACUGUGUGUGAUUGCCUGUAUCUCAUGAGGCAUUGGCGCUGGCAUUUGACAGCAGUCAGCGGCUGUCGCCAAGCUCUGUGUUGAUACGGAUCACUAGGGAGCUCUGCUCACCUUGCUUGUACCAAAGUGCUGCCCCAGUAGUUGUCAACACAUCCGUUCCUCCAAGAACACCCUCUGGCAACUCAACACAAAGACACUCUUGUAGCUUCCAGCCCUUUCUAGCUUGGAUGUUUCGUUUUGUUGGUGGAGAUUUCAAAGUGAAUAGUUCAGAUAUGCACAAAUGUGCAUGCACCCCUCCCAAAACACACACAGACACACCUCUUUGCUUUCAGUCCCUGACAUAGUGAGCAGACAUAUGAGAUGUGUGAAGCACAAACUUUGGCACCCUUUUUCUGGGUGUUCUCUACCUGGAUACAGUAAUUAUGGGGAUCCCUUUUUUUAGCCAGUGCUAAAUCUGGCCCGGGCAGGACAGGACACAGUAGGACUGACAAGGAAGAGGAACGGGUAGAGAGACAAAAAAUAUCUUUGGUUGAGUGGAUGUAACUAACAUCCUUUUUUUGUUGCUAACCAAUAGAGGGUGUCGUAGGUGGCUUGUUAGGCUUUGCCUCUUGCUUUCUGUCAACUAGUUUAUUUUACUGUAGCUUUUUUCUAAUGCUGUUUCACCAAGAAUGCACCAGCCACCAAAAAAAGUAGCUCAAUAAAGCAUCUAAAUGAAGUUAGGAGAGAGGGGGGUGGAGAGUUUCUGGGGCAGUGAUGUGUUGUUGGGACAAAUGUGACAUGAAUUUAGAAACGUGACUGUCUUCCAUGCAUGUAGGACUUUUUAGGUGUGAUAUUGUUUUCAUUUAACCUUUCAUGUUUUUUAGCUUCACUUUCAUUAAUAACAAAAAAAAAAAGAGGAAAGGGUAUAAUGUUAUCAGACAGACCAAAAAGGAAUAAGUGCAUCAUGCGUUGCUAUGAUGUGUGUGUCUCUGCGUGGGCGCAUGUACAGUGCUCUUUGGAUGUCUCAGUCGAACUGGCUGGUGCCCUCGUACAUUUAUAAGCAGAAAGAGUGGGGGUACCCUGACAAGCCGGUGACACAUUAGACGGGCUUCAGCUGAGAUCUCCUCCCUAACUUGAAACAUGUAAGCUCACAGGCCCAAGGCAACACACUACAACUUUCUAUCGUACCAAAACCAAAAAUACCACGAUCAACAAUGUAAUAAUGCUACUCUAUGUCUCUCUAAAGUUGGUGCACAGCCACCUUUUCAGUUUAAGGAGAGGAGGGAAUUCUAUUUGUAACUGUGUCUUUCUAUGUGUGGUGUCGUCAUGCCUCAGUUUAAUUUCGUUUCGGGGCUUUUGUUGUAAGGCUUUGUGGGAGGGUGGGUGGAGUGAGGACUGUCCCACCACACCUGUUAUUUGAGCACCUGUUCCACAAGAAGGCAUGCCCCCUCCCCCUCACCCCCACCUGCCCCUCUUACCCACAGCUGUUUUGUUCUUAGUUCUUUGAUUUGGCCGAUUGGCAAGGGCUUCUCUCUCUCCUCUGUUACCAAAAAAGGCAGCACUGGGUGUAGUAAAACUCUUAACACGUGUAUUAAGACACACACGUUAUGUUUUUUGGGGAUUUUCAUCCUUUGGAACUAUUUUAUACAUCAACUCUUAUGUGAAUAACUAAGCAUUUUGAUAGUAAGAUAAAGCCUUAUGAAGAUUUCAGUGUAAAUCAAGACUUUGGUGAACCAUAAUUAUGUUACAGAGCAAAACUUGAGCUUGUAAGCCUGUCACAUAUGCUAUCCCAGAUUUAAGUACACAUUUUACUGUUACGCAUCACCUUUCAUAUGGCUGUAUCUUACAAGUAAUGUUAUCACCACACCAAAAUUACCGUGCCCCCUUUUUCUACCAGUUGUAAUGGAUGUCACUGUACAGUUUGUGGAAUGUUUCAGUAUUUUUUUCCCUCUUUUAUAAACUUUUUUGAUGUUUUGUUUUGGUUGAGAUGCCAGGUUUAUUUGGCCUUUAUUGUGUCGCAGGGUUUGCGAAUACUCUUGUUUCUAUGAAUUUUGAUUAUUAUUUGAGUUUUUUGUUACAUAACCGGGUGGAAAUGUAGGGUUCACAGGUAUAAAUACAUUUGGUGCUGUGGAAAGACUAUUUUUAUUAGCUGGGGCGUUGUAAUAAACGUACAACCUUGGAUGUGUUUCACUAUGUUGAUCCAUCCCGUCCCCUCUCGCAGACACCCUCAGCCGGCCCCUUUUCACCAAUGCGUUCUGCUUCUAAAUGCAUUUAUUUAUAACUUUGAGUGAGGCCUACUCAAACUAUUAUAUGAACUUGGAAAGGAAAUUUGAAAUUGUCUUCUGAGAAAGUAAAAUUGGAAAAGGGAGAUAGCCGUCAGUGUUUAGAUUCCAAGUAAAUCACCUAGCACGAUGGUGUUUGAUUUCUUAAAGGUUAGUCCUAGUAAUGGGGAAAUUUGCCUGGAAAAACCCCCUGAAACUAUGCAGUCUAUACAUCUGCAUAUAUGGCUGUGGGCAGGUAGUGAAAUUAUUUUACUGAGAACUUUUGACCACAAAUUUGAAGUGACAAGUUGAUUAUCGUCCUAAUUCCUCUUACACCCUGAAAAAGGGAGACAGCGUGCAAAAGGGCUGCAGUUUUUUUUUUUUUUUUUCCUUUGUUUUUUUGCUCAUCAAUGGACCUUCUAAAUAUCCAAUUCCGGUCUGCACUUUAAUCUUAGUUAUGCUAAUUUACAUCCAAAGUAGCGAGUGUACAGAGCCAAAACAUCGAUGCCCAAACCUUACUGAAGCUCACUGUUCACCUUUUCAGUCGCCUCUAAAUUUGCAAGAGGAGUGCAGUUCUAAAACACCAUCAUUUUGUAUCAAGGUUGAUCAUAAUUCUGUGUAGCUCUAAUUCUGUGAGUAAUUAUUGAUUUCCACAGCACCAAAUGAGUUCUUAAACCUUUUUUGAUUUUUGUUUUAUUAGUAUAUUUGUAUCUCCCCUCGUCUUCACUUUCCCUUGUAUUUACCCCUCUCUCUACCUCUGUCUUUCCAUUUCUCUUGUAUAUAAUCCCCACUGUUUUCAGACUUGUGAGUCUGUACGAACUCCUUUUAUACCUCAACUUUAGAAUUGUUCUAGAAAGAGUAAAACAAAAGGAAGAAUAUGACAAAUUGUAGUGUUCUUAUUAGAAAACUAAUAAAAUGAUUUAGUGUGAUUUCCCCUCCCUCCCCCUCCCCAGUAUUUGUUUUCUGGACUUUAGGAGUGUUUCAUUUUAUAAUUUGUCACAAAUGCUCUUGUGAUAGUCAAAUGUAAUAAAAAAAAAUGAGAGAUUGCACCA